This is a messenger RNA of Trichomonas vaginalis G3, 1470 nucleotides long. Its product is annotated as tubby protein, chain A domain-containing protein. The record is from RefSeq and is a predicted model, not a curated record. The transcript has a single exon. NCBI's taxonomy places the organism in Eukaryota, Parabasalia, Trichomonadida, Trichomonadidae. The coding region runs from base 1 to 1470 and encodes 489 amino acids.
AUGAUAAAUACUGUAAAUUUCCAACCGAGUCGCACAAGAACACGGCCUCAAAGAACCUCAAAUACUACGUCACAAAUGCGUAGUAUCCCACAGAGAACAAGAACACGUAAAAUUCGACGUAGUCAUCAAUCAUCUGAUAGUGGUGACGAUAAUUAUGAGAACAUCACUGUUAUACAAACAGUUCCUGAUCACCCAGUAUUGCUAUCAGACGACAAUGACUCAUCAAGCGAGUCAUCCAGUGACCAUGUUGAAGUUAUUGAAAAUCAAUCAAAUUGGGCAGCCCCUCUAACCGCCCAAAAGCCUGAUGAAAAGAAAUCUAGUGCAUCAAGUCCACCAGAAAGCCCACAGGAACAGAAAAAUGUUAAAAAGAGAAGAAUUCGGAAACGAAAAGUUGCUUCAACAACUGGUGAAGAAGAAGAUACAAAGACUGAGCCAGAAACUCCUGAAAAGCCUAAACGCAAAAAAGUUAAGCGUAUUCGCAAGCGUGUUGUCAAUGACGAACCGGAACCGUCGACAGAACCAGAAAAGAAGCCUGAGCCUGCACCACCUAAAAAACCUUCAAACGUAAAGAUAGUUAAAGAGAUUAAGGAAAGCAAAGAAAGCAGUACUGAAGAGAUUAAAGUUACAAGGAAGCGUAGUGCUGCCAAGAAAGAAACUGAGCCUGAAUUAACGCCUGAACAAUUAGAAGAGAUUGCGAAAUUACCUCUUGAUGUCAAAGAUUCCUCGAACUUUGAGAUCAAACGACACAAAUCUUUAUUAGGAGCACCAGCAUUCACUCUUAUUCAAUCGGAUAGAUCUCUUUACUUUACGAAAUACGGAAAGCUGUCUGUUGGCAAAGGAUUUUCCAUUUUCAAGAAAAAUUUUACAGAUGGCGAGUUUGUUGGCUUCUUACGUCAACAUGACAGGAAGAGAAGAUUCACAUUUUACGUAGGCAAGGAUGAAGAGAGUCUUGGCGAAGUUUUCGGCCUUUGCUACAUAAAUAAUAAAGAAACAUCAGAAAGAAUACGACAAAUAAGAGUUUGUUUUCCCAAGAGUCGCAAACUUAAUUACCCAGCUACAAAAGAUCAAAAUCUUUCAAGAAUUUGCAUGAAAUACGGACAAGAACACGAUGAACCAGAAAAAUCUAAGGAUAAAGAUAAAGAAAAGGAGAAAGCUGAAGCUUCUGACAGCGAAGAUACUCAAAAGCAUGGCGAAGAAGAAGAAAAAACAAUAAUCAAUUUUGAUGACUAUGAUUUCUUCCAAACAAUGGUUCCCUGCAUAAACGAUGAUGGAUCUCUCACUUUGAACUUCGCUGGAGCUACUCCUGAGCCUUCAAUGAAGAAUUUCAUCAUUAGAAAACCAAAAUCAAACAAAGUUUCAGUUAUGGUAUUCAGAGUAUCGAAAGAAAUGUUCAAGGUUAGAUACGAUGAACCUUGGACACUAGAAUCUUCAUUUGGAUUUGCUCUUGCAGCACUAUUUGGAGAUGGAUAA